This is a messenger RNA of Symbiodinium sp. CCMP2456, 1185 nucleotides long. The record is from the annotation of a GenBank genome assembly. Lineage: Eukaryota; Dinophyceae; Suessiales; Symbiodiniaceae.
AUGGCGGGCGUGGUGGAGCAAAGCGGGACACGCUGGCAUGACAAGGAGCGUCCGCCCUCGGAAGCAGAUAUCCCGUGCUUUGAGCGACAGGCUACAAACCUCUCUGCGAGCACCUGUGCGACAAAGACGGACCGUCCGGAUGGCUGGGUGAGCUUGUUGGGGCUGGACAGGGUCGCCAACUUCCGCGAUCUUGCGGGACCUGAUGCCUCUGCGCCCUAUCGUUGCAAGGGUGGCCGACUUGCUCGCGGCAAAGUCUACCGCACCGGCCACUGGGUCACUGCCACACCGACCGACCUGUCAAUGAUCCGCGAUACACUGGGCAUUUGUACCUACCUUGACCUUCGCAAUGGCCAGGACUUUGAAAGUGUCGAUGCGGAGUGCUUCGACGACUACCCGCCCAGUCCAAAUGGGCGGCACGAGGCCAGUGUUCCCCGAGAUGCGGGAGAACGUCGCCGGCUGAGCUGUCCCUUCUCCAAGGGCCUUGGAGCACGACCCCUCACGCGAGAUGAAGCAGAAGGCAGAGUCGAUCCAUCUGACAAGAAGGCACAGUGUGCCAUCUGGUUCCAGAAGCAAAUGCGAAGCGAAGCCUUUCACGAUCUGCAGGUUCAGCUGAAGACGAGCAUGCGUGCCAUGCUCAUCUUGAACUCGGAGGAGGUUCUUACUGCACUCAGAGCCUUAGUCGAUGAGCGAAACUUCCCAGUGGCCUUCGGCUGCAUCGCGGGAAAGGACCGCACGGGCCUUCUGGCAUGUUUGGUACUGCUCGCCCUGGGAGUCAGCGACGAGGACAUCAUCUCUGACUACAUGUUCACCAAUGAGUCUGCGCAACACAUCAACGCCUGCAAUCAGAUCGCAGUCGCCAUGUGGUGUGAGGAGCUGAGGAUCCGUGACCCACGGAAAUACAGCUUGCUGGUGCGAAGGACGCGACUCCCACCAAGCGUCCAGAACAUCUUGGACAGUGACGGCGACACCCCACUCUGGGAGGACGUGAACAUUGUCUCUGAUCCUGAUGCCAUCAAACGAUCAAUGGUGCACAGAGACAUCAUUGAGUACGUCAUGCAUGAAGUGUUGCAGCAGGAGUUCAGCGGAAUCGACGGCUACUUCAGGUACAUCGGCUUUACCCCAUCUGAAGUUGACAGACUCCGAGAAUUGCUGGUCGAGCCUGCGCCAGAGAAUGAUGAUCCGUGA